GCAUGAAGAAGAUGCGCGUGCACAUCACGGAGCGGUCGUUUACAUUUCGCUAAAUUGCAUCCCUAAGUCAAGUUAAGAGCCUGUUUAUGUGUGGAUGUGAGCCGUGCUCUUUCUGAGAGAGAGAGAGAGAGAGAGAGAGAGAGAGAGAGGAUGACUGUGGCACUUUAUUCUGUCCCCGGCGGCGUUGCGUCGCUGAAGAUUGUUUUGUUAUGCUUCUCGUUGCCGCGCGUGACCGAUGCGCUUCCGGACUCCUCGAGACUCUCGCCACCUGUCAAUGGGUCGGGCUUCGCACCUGUACGGAAGACCGGCGACUUCGUGCGUGCCAUCGACCGGCUCUAUCACGGAGGCGGAAGAGUGGGUUACCUCCUGUAUUUGGAUGAUCAGCGGUUUCAGCUUGACCUGGAACGGGACGAAUCGGUGCUGUUUGGUUUUCCGGACAGCGUGGGAUUUCUGCAGCGCGGCUGUUUAUAUCGGGGAACUGUAGACUCGAAUCCGGAAUCGUUAGCGGUGUUUAACAUGUGCACGACAGGACUGGAUGGAUUUUUCGCCGUGAAUCAUGACCGCUACAGAAUCAGACCCGUCGCGCGCAAAGAGCAUGAGAAGAACCCAGAGCGCGCGCUGCACUAUUACACCUGGCAGAGCUUCAGGUUCGAGGCCGUGACGGACCGCAAAAGCUGCGGCACGCGCGAACAGAAACGGCGCAAUGGUCGCGCACGGAAACCCCGAAGGACAGGUAAAGCGCAUGGGGUGUUAAUGCGUGACGAUUCCGCUGCGCACGGGAGGAGGUUUUGGGUGGAUUUUGCGCAUUCGCAGAUGCGCCGCAGAAGAUCGGUGUCGCGCGCGCGGCACGUGGAGCUGCUGCUGGUGGCAGACGCGUCCAUGGUUAAGAAGUACGGCAACGAUUUACAGCAUUACCUGCUGACACUGGCGUCGAUCGCAUCGCGGCUGUACGGCCACGCCAGUAUCGAGAACCCUAUCCGUAUCUCCGUGGUAAAGGUCACGGUGUUGACAGAGAACGAGAAAGGUCUUGAUGUGUCCAAGAACGCUGCUGCAACCCUCAAGAGCUUCUGCAAGUGGCAGAACCAGCAGAACCCACUGGGUGAUGACCAUCAGCAUCAUCACGACGCAGCUAUUCUCUUCACCAGACAGGAUCUGUGCGGACAUCACUCGUGCGAUACACUGGGCAUGGCUGAUGUGGGCACGGUGUGUUCUCCAGAGAGGAGCUGUGCUGUUAUAGAAGACGAUGGCCUGCACGCUGCCUUCACUGUUGCACAUGAAAUUGGGCACCUUCUAGGCUUGUCUCACGAUGACUCAAAGUUCUGUGAGGAGAGGUUUGGUUCCACAGAGGACAAGAGACUCAUGUCUUCAAUCCUGACCUCUAUCGACGCCUCCAAACCCUGGAGCCGCUGCACCUCAGCCACCAUCACUGACUUCUUUGAUGAUGGAAAUGCGGAGUGUUUGCUGGAUACGCCACAUAAUCCUUUGCUUGGUCCUGAGGAACUUCCUGGUCAGAGCUAUGAUGCAAUGCGCCAGUGCCAGCUAGCCUUCGGGCCCGAGUACACAGUGUGCCCAGGCAUGGAUGUAUGUGCUCGUUUGUGGUGCGCUGUAAUCAGGAAGGGCCAGAUGGUGUGUCUGACCAAGAAGCUGCCAGCGGCUGAGGGCACACAGUGUGGCAAGGGCAGGAUAUGCCUGCAUGGGAAGUGUGUGGACAAGACCCGCAAGAGGCACUAUUCGGCCUCUAACCACGGUAGCUGGAGCUCCUGGGGGCCGUGGGGUACAUGCUCUCGGUCAUGCGGUGGCGGAGUACAGUUCACACAGCGUCUGUGCAACAACCCCCCUCCUCGCAAUAACGGACGCUACUGCACAGGAAAGAGAGCCAUCUACAGGUCCUGUAACGUCACUCCAUGCCCCAUGCAAAAUAAGAAUUUUAGGCAGGAACAGUGUGAGGCGAGGAAUGGGCCUCAAACAGACCCUAAAGGUGUGAAGACCUUUGUCGAGUGGGUGCCCAAGUAUGCUGGUGUGCUGCCAAAGGACAUGUGCAAGUUAACGUGUAGGGCCAAAGGCACAGGCUACUAUGUAGUGUUCUCACAAAGGGUGAUAGAUGGGACAGAGUGUAGGCCCUACAGCAGCUCAGUGUGUGUGAAAGGGAAGUGUGUGCGCACUGGCUGCGAUGGAAUAAUAGGCUCCAAGCUGCAUUAUGACAAAUGUGGCAUCUGCGGUGGUGACGGCACAGGCUGUGUAAGAGUGGCUGGCAACUUCACCAAGAAGAGUAAGGGAUAUACAGAUGUUGUGAAGAUUCCAGAGGGCUCAACUCAUAUCAAAGUUCGUCAAUACAAGCCAAAAAGUCAGGCUCACUUUACUGCCUACCUAGCCCUGCGUCGGCCCAAUGGAGAGUACCUUCUGAAUGGCAAGUUCAUGAUCUCCACCUCAGAGACAAUAAUCCCUCUGAACGGCACCAUGCUUAACUACAGUGGCUGGAGCCAACACAAUGAGGCUCUUCACACCACAGGGCUUGAGGCUCUCCGAGAGAGCCUUGUAGUGCAGGUAUUAGCAACUAACCCAAAGAAGCCUUUAGACAUACGUUACAGCUUCUUUUUGCCUCGCAAAACACCACUCCCACCUCGGACAACCUUGGUGUUUUCUGCUACACCUGCAGCAUUGUCCUCAGACGAGGUCUUAACCAUGGCCACAAAGGUUAUACCCACAACAGAACCUCCAUCAACGACCCCACCUGGGCCACGGUGGGUGACAGGCUCAUGGAUGACCUGUUCCAGGACUUGUGAUACGGGCUGGCAAAGUCGUACAGUCCAGUGCAAGGACCCACAGGGAAAGCUAGCUAAGGGAUGUCAUCUAGGGGACAGACCUUCAGCCUUUAAACACUGUCUGGUUAAAAAGUGCUGAGAACUCCUGAUGGAAAUGUAAUUGGGAAAACGUGGUGCACACAGAUGCGUGCUUCUUCUACUUACGGGUCUGCGGUGAAAGGUCUCAAGAAGAGACAGACAGACAGACAAACUAGAGCACAUAGUGUCUUAUAGAGCAGAACAUUCUGAAGUUCAAAUGCUCUUUCUUGCCUGAAAUUUGUCACUGUGGAAAUUAUUUUUUCUAGCAUUAUGACCCUGGACAAGGAGUGCCUGCCUUGGCCUCUAAUGCAGUUACUUCACUUCAUCUGCUGCCUGGAAUCACUGAAGAGUCAGCAGUAUGUAGCCACUCAUCUUAUGCCAACCACAAUCUUUUUGACCAGCCAUCCCUCUAUGGGGUUCAGUGCAUUUCAGCUCAUUAACUACAUCAAAUUUAAACUUCAACCCAGAGAAGUCAGUAGAAAUUAAUCUUGAGUUCAUCAUAAAGAAAUGCAAGUGAAUGGAGUCUGAGCAAUUUAUGCAUGACUGGACUGUACUAAAGACUACUCUGACAUUGGACUGACUGGAAACUUUUGGAAACAUGCCCACCAUGUUCCAAUACAUUCUCACUCACUUAAUGUACGUACCACAUAUUUGAAAAACUCUGAGCACUAUCACAUUUAUGACAGUGUGAGCUCAUCUAUGUCUUUAUUACUCAUUCUUUGGUUUAUAGCUGCCCUUUAUUAAUGUGCCCUGGAUUCCUGCUGAAAAAAAGGAAUGGACUGAAAAAAACCAUACUUUUCUCAAACGUGUUAAUUUAACACAUUUUCCAUUAGAACAUGCAUAAACAUUUAUAGCAAUAAUGGUGGACGUGUAUGAUGUUAAUACUAAACAUGCAUUCAUACUAAACAUGCAAAGCCAUUUUUUACACCAUUUUAGACAUGUGACCUGUGUUAAUAAAACAACACACAAAAAUACACUCAAAGUUAUCCUGACAAGUAGUAAAUAAAGCUUAAUAUAAAAAUGUAAGUUCAGGAUAAAAAUGAAGUUUGUUACAUUUAUUUCAAGUCGUUAAUUCAACCAACUUGGAAAUACUUGGACACAUUUUGUUUUUCAACUACAGGCAAAUUAAUAGUUGAGUCAGCUAAAUACACACAGGUGACAAAGAAAAAAUAAAUAAAUUAAGGUGAUGGGCAACCACAAUCCGCCUUAACAGCUUCAAUGCACCGUGACAUUGAUCUUUCCAUAUGUUAUUCCCAAAUGUUGGUCCAAAAGCUCCUAUGGGUGUUCAGUUGGGCUAAGUUAUGGUGACUGUGAAGGCCAUAGCAUAUGAUUUCCAUCAUUUUCAUAUUCAACAAACCAUUCAGUGAGCCAUCAUGUCCUGUGGAUGAGGGAGACAUGUCCUGGGAAGAGAUUACUCUCAAUAGGAUAGAAAUAUUUCAUUAUAAGGGGUCAAUCAGAAGAAAUAUUUUUUAUUUAUUUACCAUGGACACAAACCAUGCCAUGGGAGAACCAUGGCCUAAUGGUUAGAGAAGCAGCUUUGGGACCAAAAAGAUGCUGGUUUGAUUCCCUGGACCAGCAGGGAUGUGCCCUUGAGUAAGGCAUCUAACCCCCAACUGCUUCCCAGGCUGCUUUGGGUGUGUUGUAUGUCACUGUGGAUAAGAGCAUAAGCAAGUGCAGCUGCAUAAAGGAUGUAGUGUUUUCAUUUGCUUUGUCACCUGUCUGUAUUUAGGCAAUCCACUGAAAAAAGAGACUAUAAGAUUCCUACUAUAAUAUCUGUUCAUUAGGUGUUCAUGAAAACAAAUGUAUUAAUUGGUUAAUAUAAUACACACAGUUAUAGACUGAAUAUUAGGCAAUUGUCUUUAAAGCAUACUAGACUGACAUCAAGUCUUAGUCUUCAGCUUGGUACAACUAGCUAACCAAUACACACAAUUUUAAGCAUACAAAGUUAAUAUAUUACUAAUUCAAAAUGAUUAGACAAAAGCUGACAAUUUGCUUGGUCAUUUUUAAGUGAGCCUGAAGUGUUAGCAGCAUCUUUUACAUGUUUACCUUGUAAUCAAGAGAUUAGGGUUUUAAACCUGAUGGUGCCUUUGUAUUCCUUUAACCUUGAAUAUUAAAGGUCCACUAUGUAGGAUUCAGUUGAUUGCAACUAUACGCCUCCUUUUCCUCCCUUUCCAUACAUGUAUUAGAACAUACAGUGGCCGUCAGGUGCCCAUAACAUACUUCCAAGUCACGUUCCCUCACUUUUUCUUAUGCUAAAUAAUAACUGUGAUCCUCCAUUUCUCAAAAUUGGGGUUCUUAGCACCAGCAAACACUGAUUCCUCUUCUUUCUUCUUCUUUGUCUUCCUUCUGGUGCUUCCAUCCAGAUUCACAAAGCCACUAAUAAAAUCAUGAAACUGGGAAGGCACUCUGUAGAGGUUUGUCCGUCCUGGGCUACCGUAGCAGCGCCACAUGGUGACUCCAUGGAAGUGGACCCAUGCCUUACAUAUAGUUAUAAAGGGUUUGUUCUAAGCUUAUGUAAACAAUGAUUUGUAGUUACAGGUAAUUAUUCACUACUAAAACCAUACGUAUGAAUACUAUAUUCCAUUUAUGCUAAUAGAUCCCCAUAAAUCCAACAUAAUGGACCUUUAAGACUAUUCAAAUUAGCAGAAAAUUUCACAGGUUGAAGAAAAUUAUGUUGUUAUUGUAUAAUCUAGUUGAGUUUUUCUGACAAUAGCACAGUUGCACUGCAAAAAAUUGAAAACUGAAUUUGAGGAGAAAAUUACUUAAUACUAGUGAAAUUAUCUUGCUGCAUGGACAGAUAUUUUUACUUGAUAAGACAUCUUAGAAUAAGUUGGUUGCAAUCUAGAACUAAGUUUAAUAAUCUCAGAAUUGGCGUCUUGUAUUCUUCUAAUAGGAAAUGUUAGAUUGUUUCAACUAUUUUCAAGAUAUUUUCACUUGCUAAGAUAUCAUUUUUUGCAGUGUAAGUUGGGAAUACUUAAAAGAGAUCACUGCAGAUUGUUAAAGUAUAUCAUAUACUUCACAUUAUUGUUUGUUUUAUGCUUUCAAAUGCAUUCAUAUUAAGAACACAAAGUGGAAUUCUGUUUAAAAUUCAUGUCAUGCCAGACACUUGUCCACUCAAGCUGAAGCUUCAGUUGACAUAAAACUUUGAGGUUUCAGUUCUGUUUGUUAUAUAUGCAGUACUGUCUGAUCAUCGCCAUGGAAAAACUCCUUUGCUGAAUGACAAAAACACAGCACUGAAAUCAUAAUUUAUUGUGUGUGUAACUGGUAUGUAAAAAAAAACUUGAUGAAUUUAUUUAUUGUUUUUUGUAUUUGAUAAGGAAUAUAAAUAUAUGACUAA
Neoarius graeffei (lesser salmon catfish) is the source of this 6177-nucleotide messenger RNA. RefSeq names its product A disintegrin and metalloproteinase with thrombospondin motifs 5 (gene adamts5). Gene Ontology annotation, biological process: extracellular matrix organization; proteolysis. Gene Ontology annotation, molecular function: metalloendopeptidase activity. The record is from RefSeq and is a predicted model, not a curated record. Lineage: Eukaryota; Metazoa; Chordata; Actinopteri; Siluriformes; Ariidae. Gene Ontology annotation, cellular component: extracellular matrix. The transcript is spliced from 8 exons. The coding region runs from base 151 to 2901 and encodes 916 amino acids.